AUGCCGGCUUCCACGGCGGCUGCGGCGCUCGCGGCGGUGAGGGCGGCUCGGGAAUCUUCCGGCGGAGACCACGGCGCCAGCGACGGCGAAGACAACGAGUUCUGCUCAUCCGAGGUGAUUAUCAAAGGGAAACGCGGCGGCGCCGGCCGUGGCGGGAGAAUCCGCGCCGUGGAUCUAUUCGCGAGGCAGGCCGCUGAGGAAUCGACGGCCACUAAGCACGGCUCCGCUUCCGCAGGUUUCGUGGACCAAUCGACGGCCUCUAUUAGUAAAAGUAAGGUUACCACUAAAGCGGGUGCUAGAGGAAGCGUUAAAAGCGGCUCCCUUCGAGGGUCGUAUCGGGGUGGUGGCGCUGGCAGGUCGAAGCCCAAGUCCUUAAAGGAGUACGAGGCGCAGCUGCUACUGCUGGCGGAGCGCCUUAGGCUGGAUGAUAGCCCCGAGGACGAGCAGGCGGCGGCGGCCGCCGCGGCGCGGCUGCUGCUGGCGGCGGGGAGAAUGGGGGAUCCCGAGGCGAAGCUUCGACUUGCCGCUGCUGUGCUGGCCAGUCCCACUCCUGACGCUGAGGGUACCUCUGUUGCUCAUGCUGCUGUGGCGGCGGAAGUGGCUCAGCGGGCGCAUCAGACGCAUCUGGUCAAUGCUGCUGCUGCUCUUUCCCGUGCUUUCUCUUCCCUCACUGACCGGCACUCGCAUCAACAUCAGCACCAACACGACAAAACUGUUGUUGCAUCUGCGCCAAAUGAUGCCACUGCCAUUGCUGCUCCUGCUACUGCGGUUUCUGAUGCAUCCCUGACGGGCUCUUCUGCAACUUCAGCCCACGACCCUAUUCCCAACAUAGAAACCGCUCUAGCCUCCAUCAUUUCCACCCCUGAACCUACCCAAACCGAAGCUGCCAGUAAGGGGUGCGCUUUGCAGGCAAUCCCGAGCGAAGAGGAGUGUCCAAGCGAGGCAACAACUGGCAGCAAGAGCAGCAACCCCUUAGAAGGCUCCUCUGAUUCUUCCCGCAACCUCAUUCCCAACAGCAACAGCAGCAUUUCCAGUGCUGCUACUACCAGCACCAUCACCAGCGGGCCUCUGACCAUGAUCGUGGGGUGCAGAGCUGCGAAGGCCAGCGUAGGUGGGAGCAGCAUUCCCACUGGGGCUCCAGGGCAAGCUUCCAGCCUCGGGCGGUUGAACUGGCUUAGAAACUGGCGUGGAAAGAUGGGGAUCAAGCUGAAGAGCCGGGCCAGUGUGAUCAGCAGUAGCGUGAGUGCAAGGAACAGCGUUGGCGGGAAGCCUGGCGUGGGUGUAAGGAGUGGCAGGGUUGCUCCGAGUGUGGUGGAAACGCGGAUUGCUGCUGAGGUGGAGGAGCUAGUGGCUGCUGCUGAGCUGGCGGUGGAAGCAGUUGAAGUGGUUGAAGCAGAGGCAGGGAAGGCUGGGGAGGAGGCUGGCAAGGUGGGAGACAAGCAGGAAGGAGAGGGGGUUAAGGAGUCACAGAGCUGUGCAAGUGGAGAGGAAGGCGGCUGUGAAGAAAACCUGAAGCAGCCUCUGGGCUUGGAUGAUGAGGUGUUUGUAGCAGCAAGUGCAGAGGACGUUGGAUCAAGUGUUGCAGACGCAGAGGCUGGGAGCCUGGGGAGUACCGAAGCAGGAGCUGUUGCGGGCACAGCAGUGGCAUCAGCAGCAUCAACAGCACCAGCAGAAGAAGCUGAAGAAGUAGUGGAGGAUGUGAAAGAGGAGGACACAAUGGCAGAUGCUGUGGCUGCUGCACAGGCAGCAGAGCUCAAUACAGACAGCAAUAUAGAGGGAGCCAGAACAGGGUCAGCACCAGGGUCUCCAGUAGCAGAAACUCCGCGUGGGAAGGUGGCUAUAGCAAGGGCUGCUGCACGGGCACUGCUAGCUGCUGCAGGAGCAGCAUUGGUUGCAGGCUCAGCAACCAAAGAACGAGUGGGAAGGCGAUGGGAGCAGCAGCGUCAUGCCAUAGGGCAUGCUGCACAUGCUGUGCUGAGAAGGCGGCAGAGGGAUCAGCAGCCAGAGAACUCCAAUAAGAAGGGAGAAGAUCAAGGCAAACGGCUGGGAGCAGGAGGUUUUGAGGAGUUGAGGCAGAACGCCAAGGUUGUGGAUAGUGCGGCGAACUUUGUCUGA
Closterium sp. Naga37s-1 is the source of this 2115-nucleotide messenger RNA. The record is from the annotation of a GenBank genome assembly. Lineage: Eukaryota; Viridiplantae; Streptophyta; Zygnematophyceae; Desmidiales; Closteriaceae.